Aspergillus oryzae RIB40 is the source of this 747-nucleotide messenger RNA. RefSeq names its product FAD-dependent oxidoreductase. Gene Ontology annotation, biological process: secondary metabolite biosynthetic process. The record is from RefSeq and is a predicted model, not a curated record. Bases 1 to 747 code for a protein of 248 amino acids. Lineage: Eukaryota; Fungi; Ascomycota; Eurotiomycetes; Eurotiales; Aspergillaceae. Gene Ontology annotation, molecular function: FAD binding. The transcript is spliced from 3 exons.
AUGCCUCACUCAGAUACUCCCCCAACCUCCAACUCCACGGGUGGUAAAGCUCCUAAUGUUGCUAUCGUCGGCGGCGGCCUAAUCGGCGUGAUGCUGGGUCUCGGCCUCUCACACCGCAACAUCCCCUUCACAAUCUAUGAGCGCGCCUCGGACUGGCAUGAGAUUGGCGCCGGCGUGGCUCUGACCAGCGUCGCGCAGAGCAGCAUGCAGCGACUUCAUCCGGAGGUCCUCCCUGCGCUCCACCGAGUCGCCAAAGCCAAUCAUUUCGGCUUCUGGGACGGCUUCACUCCUUCGACCAAGGAGGCCGCUCAGGCCUCUGAGGCUCUGCAUUUCCUGCUUGAUGUGCCCGGGACUGACUAUUGGUGCUGCAUGAGAUCCCAGUUCCUCCGCGAGCUGGUCGCUCUACUGCCCAAGGGAUCGACCCGUUUCAACAAGGAACUCGAAAGUUAUGUAGAUGAUCCGAGCCGUGAACAGGUUCUAUUGCGCUUUACCGAUGGAACCACUGCCGAAGCAGAUACUUUACUCGGCGCUGAUGGCAUUCAUUCACGGACUCGUCAGCUCCUUCUGGGAGAUGAUAACCCGGCCGCACACGCCAGUUUCACUCAUCAAGUGGGCUAUCGCACCGUGCUCCCUAUCUCCGAAUCGAUAGAGGUCUUGGGCGAGGCCAAAGGCGGUAGUGACUUUUGCAUCCAUACUGGUCCCAACGCCUACGUCCCUUCCUAUCCCACGGAACAGAGAAAGUCCUGA